Schistosoma turkestanicum is the source of this 5907-nucleotide messenger RNA. The record is from the annotation of a GenBank genome assembly. Lineage: Eukaryota; Metazoa; Platyhelminthes; Trematoda; Strigeidida; Schistosomatidae.
AUGUCAACUAAAUCUAUCGUGAAUACUAGUCAUGAUCAGUCGGAUUCAUCGCUGCCUAUUCAAUCAUCUAUUCAGUUGAGAAAACGUGGUCGACCAAAUAACGGGAAAUUAGUUCAUUUCAAUCAGAAUUCUUCAAAUCACUCAUCUAUUCAUCAUGUGAAACAUAUCAAUAUGAAUUUGAAAAAUAUUUCACCUAUUAGAAAAAAACAAAAAUCAUAUUAUUUACAGGAAAAUUUUAAUUCAACUAAAUUAUUAUGCAAUAAUAAUAAUAAUAAUAAUAAUAAUAAUAAUAAUAAUAAGGAUACAUCAACACCAACUAUGAAUAAUUCAAAUCAUAUCAAUUCACAUUCUCCUCCUCCUCUUACUACUACUCCUACUACUACUACUACAACUACAACUUGUCAGCGUCAAUUAAGACCACGUAGUCAAUCAACAACCUUGACCACCACCAGCAGAACAGCAACCACAACGUUGACAUUAACACCGACAACAACAACUUAUUAUUAUGUACAUAAAAAACGUAGAAAAUAUUCAUUGCCUAACAGUACUACUAGUACUACUGAUACUACUACUACUACUACAAGUACUACAAAUAGUACUAUUAGACAAACACCUAAAUCAUCAUCUAUACAACAAAAUGUAAAAAAUAAUUUAUCCAUUAAAAUUAAACCAUGUACACAUUCUCGACAAAUACAAAAUGAUCAUAAUAAUGCCAUGUUAAAAGAUGAAGAUGAUGGAGAUGAUGAUGUUGUUGAUGAUGAUGACGAAGACGAAGAGGUGGAGGUGGAGGUGGAGCCGGAAGAGCAAGAAGAAGAAGAAGAAGAGGAUGAUGAUGGUGGUAAUGAUCAAGGUGGUCAACAAACAAGACGUUAUCCAGUACGUAAUCGUAAAAAUACUAUUGUUUAUCAAGUUGAAAAUGUACAUAGUAAUAAUAAUAGUAAUAAUAAUCAUGGUGUACAACGUCAAAGAAAUUGGUUCGCUGGAACUGGUUAUCAUAAAGCAAGACGUUCAUAUCAAAUGCAAUCGAAGCAUCGUAAAAGAAAUUUGGAAUAUUGUAGUUCUAGCAGCAGCAACGGUAGUAGUAGUAGUAGUAAUAGUACUAGUACUAGUAGUGAUAAUAUCAGGGAUAGUGGUACUAAUAGUAGUCGUGCUAGUAGUAUAUCAUCUUCCUCCAUAUCAACUCAUCAUUCUCAUCGAUCAUUAUAUAAUCGUCGUAAUAAAACAAGUCGUCAACAUUGGCGUAAUCGUCGAUAUCGUUCAACCCCGGCUACUACUGCUACUGCUACAACGACAAUGACGACGACAGCGGCCGUAGUGGCUGCAGCAGCAGCAGCAACUAAAGAGAAUCAUUUCUCAUGGACACCGUUUGAUAGUAAAGCUGAUAAACAUUUUCAACAUCGUCAUAGUAAAAGUUGGCUACAUGGUAGAUCACAACUUAUGCCUAUUAAUAGUUAUCAAUUUGGUUAUGGAUUAAAUAAAUCCAAAAUAGGCGAUCGAAAUUAUUCAACAACUUAUUUAGCUGAUACUGAACCAAUGUCUAUUGAUACAUCGAUUGGUUUUGAACAAAUUGGUGGUCAUGAAAAGCAUAUCUUAUCAUUGAAAGAAAGUAUCAUCUUACCAUUAAUGUAUCCGGAAAUAUUUGCAAAAUUCAAUGUUGAUCCACCACGUGGUGUGUUGUUUUCUGGACCGCCAGGUACCGGUAAAACACUACUAGCUAGAGCUCUUGCCAAUGAAUGCACUCGUUUAGCUCAAGGUAAUCAUGAUAAUACUGCUCCGAUGAUUAACACUGGCAACAAUACUACUACUACUACUACUGCUCCUAUGAAAUAUCGUCGCCCUAUUGCAUUCUUUAUGCGUAAAGGUGCUGAUUGUCUGUCAAAAUGGGUUGGUGAAUCUGAACGUCAGCUACGUUUAUUAUUUCAUCAAGCUUAUCGAAUGCGUCCUUCAGUGAUAUUUUUCGAUGAAAUUGACGGUUUAGCACCGGUUCGCUCAUCAAAACAAGAUCAAAUUCAUUCCAGCAUUGUUUCCACUCUUCUCAGUUUAAUGGAUGGUUUAGAUAAACGUGCUGAAGUAGUCAUUAUUGGUGCAACGAAUCGACCAGAUGCUAUUGAUCCAGCAUUACGACGUCCUGGACGAUUUGAUCGUGAGUUUAUAUUUACAUUGCCAACUGAAGAAGUUCGACGUCGUAUCCUUGAUGUGAUUACUGCAAAAUGGGAUCCGAAACCAGAUUCAUUAUUACUUGAUCAAAUCGCUGCAAUGACAAUCAAUUUCUCUGGUGCUGAUUUAAAAGCAUUAACAACAGAAGCAUGUUUAUGCUGUUUACGUCGAUGUUAUCCACAAGUAUAUAAUAGUCGUGUAAAAUUAGCUAUAGAACAUAAAUAUUUAGUGGUCUCUCAUUCCGAUUGGUUUGAAGCAUUACAAAUUGUUCACGCCUCAACAGAACGUUUUCGUAAUGAUGGUUCCAUGUUAAAUUUAACACCAUCAGCCAAUGCAUUAGCCACUACAAUACGUACACCAUUAUCCCCCUUAUUAACCACACUACUAUUACGUCAUGUGAAUACCAUUGUCAACUAUUUAACACGUCGUCUAUUCAUAUCCACUGGCAAAUAUUGUCAUCCAUCCUUGUCAUCAACAUCUUUGUCAUCAUUCAUAUCAAAUAAUAAUGAUAAUGAUCAUGAUGACAAGAUUGUUUCAUCGUCAUCGUCGUGUAUGAUGAUGGUCAAGUCGAAAUUAUUGAUUCAUGGAAAUGUGUCGGAAAUGUUGAUGAAUGCUGUAUGGCAUAAACUGGAAGCAAUAAAUGUAUACACAAUAAAUUUAGCCAACCUAUUCGCUUUCCCUACAAGUAUCGGAAUGUGCCCGGAAGCGGCGGUUGCACAAAUUAUCUCUUCCAUACGAAAUACAUUAGACAAUGAUAAUAAUCAUAAUAAUAAUAAUAAUAAUAAUAAUAAAUCACAUUGUAUGAAUAAUGGAGUGAUUGUCUAUUUACCAUCGGUCGAUAUACUAUUUCGUAAUUUGCCGCCAUUAACAGUCACUUAUCUAUGUGAUCGAUUGAAUGCUUUGGUUGAUGAAAUCAAUUAUGAAUUGAAUUAUAUUCCUUCAGGAUUAAUUGUCAAUCAUCAGUUGAACUCUUCAAAUCCUCCUCCUCCUACUCAUCAACAUUUGACUGGUUCAUUUCAAAACACCAUCAUUCAUCAUCAUAGUGUUGUCAGAAAGCAUACACGUCGUCUGAUGAUUAUUGGAACAUGUACACAAUCAUCAUCAUCAUUCUCGCAACAACAACUACACCAGCAGCAGUUGGAUUGUUUACCACCACGAAUUAUUCCAUUUGUGGAUGAAGAGAAGGAUAGUUCAACGACAAAAAAACAGUACAAUAAUAAUGAUAAUAAUAAUAAUAAUGAUAGUGAUCAGAGUAGUAGUAGUAGUCCUCCUCAGACAACACCAACCCUAACACCAACCACAACACCAAAUCACAAUUGUUCGUCAAUAUUAUCGAAUUUCAAUGACAAAUCACAUGACUUAAAAUGUCAACUCAACACAGAGACAAUGAAUUUCAAUGAACAAUCUCUAUCACCAUCAUCUCAUUCACCAUAUCGACGAUCAUCACCUUGUCCUAUUGUUCCCACUACUACUACUACUUCUACUGCUAAUAGUACUACUACUACUACUAAUACUCAUACUACAUUAUGUAAUCACACUAAUCAUCAUAAUAUUGCUACUGCUGAUGAUGAUGAUCAUACAAGCACGCAUCCUAUUGAAUUGAAUUCACAUCAUAUGAAUUAUACAUAUAAUCAUGAUUUAAAUCGUAUGCAAUUUCAUUUCAGUAUUCAAUUGCCUGAUUGUUAUAAAUCAUCCGCAUUAUGUCAUGCAAAAAAGUAUCAGAAUAAUAGUUAUAAUUUACCGAAAACCAUACCAACAACAUUCAUCAACUCAUCAACAACAACUGUUGGUCGUGAUCGUGAUCGUCAUCAUCAUCCUGAUGCCGAUGACAAACAAGUGAACAAUUUCAUCGAUCUAGACGAUACUACUCAUAAUCCCAAUCCCAAUCACACUAACAAUGACGACGAUCAUGCAUUGAUUAAUAAUUCAUCAUCUUCACCACCACCUGCUGUCAAUCAAAUGUUAUGUAAUCUGUUUGGCAUGAAUAAUCAUACAGAAUUUGUUUAUUUAGAAUUACCUAAUCAACAUGAACGUUGUGUGUUUUUCACCUCGGUAAUUAUUGAUUGGCCACAAUUAACAUGGAUUGAAUUAUUGGAUAUGCAUGAUUAUAAACAACAUGUUGAAAAAUUAUCUAAUGAAAAAAUACCUAGUCCAAAACCACAUAUUGCUGUUGACAAAGAUGAUGACAAUAAUAUUUUCACUACAUCAAGAAAAUAUCCUCCUCACAAUAAUAAUAAUAAUUCACAUUCACAUUCACAUCCAUCAUUAUUAUUCAAUGUUCCAUUGUUAUCAGAAGAAGAAUUAGCCGCCAUUGAAUCAAGAGAAAUACAAUUAUUUCGUCGUCUUAGACAAAUUCUACGUAGAGUUGUAGCACAUUUAGUAAGUUUUCGUCGUUUUCUCGUAUUCACUAGACCAGUUCAUGUGGAUGAAGCACCAGAUUAUCAUGAUGUAAUUAAACAACCAAUGGAUUUAAGUAUAAUACGUGAUAAAAUUGAUACACAUCAAUAUACAAAUGUGAAUGAUUUUAUGAAGGAUAUUGAAUUAAUCUAUUUAAAUGCAUUGGAAUAUAAUCCGCCAACAAUACCACGUAGUCGUGAUAUUCGUUCUAGAGCAUCGGAAUUUUGGGAUGAAGCAUGUUUACGUAUGGAAGAAGAAUUACAACCGCCUGAUUUGAAUGAAUUAUGUGAAGAGGCAAAUCAAGCACGUGCAGCACGUUUAUCUAAUCAUGUUCAUUUAAAUAAAAAAACUUCUAUGAAUACUUCUUCAUUACGUCAUUCAAAAACUAAACAAUCGGAACAUCCAUAUACCAUGGAACAACAUAAAACAACAACAUCACAAGGAUCGACAACUAAUUCAAAGCCUUCAUUACCUUUACCUCUAGGUGAUCGUUAUAGUCGACGAUUACAUGGUGAAUCACCGGUCCUUGAAUUAAGUGACAUAUUACAAUUACAUUCAUCUAAUAGACGUCGUCGUCGACGGAUUUCUGUUACAUCUUCUUUAAAAAGUUUAUCAAAACUACAAACUAGUGAAAUCGAUGAUGAUGAUCAUCAUCAUCGUGGCGAUGGCGCUAGUGGUGUUGGUAAUGGUGAUGAUGGUGAUAUGGAUGCGUUAUCAUCUCCUGGACCUGCAAUGAUGAAAUCCUUUGAUGAAAAUCAAUUUGAUUCUUCACAAUUCACACUCAAUGAAGAAUCAUUAAAUAUAUUCAAAUCACCUUCUGAAGAUCCGUUAAAUCAACAACAAUCCAGUUUAUCCAAAUCUCAAGAUGAUCAACAUCAGUCACCUUAUCAACCAUCAUCAUCACCUAAAUUGAAUGAUAGCACUAAUAAUAAUACUGCUACUACUACUUGUACAGAAAUUCAAGUAGAUUUGAAAAAAUUAAAUCAUUUCUUAAAUGAAAUAGUUUUACAAACUGAUGGUUGGCCAACAUUAGAAUUAAUUAAUUUACAUACAGAUUUUUCUAAUUUAUUAUUUUGUAAAUAUGCUCAUGUAAACAAUCGUAUGUCAUUGUCCGAUGACUAUGAGAAAAUAUUUGCAAUUCAUCAAAAUGCCCACUUUUAACAAAAAAUAAUUUUUUUUUCAAUAUCAUCCUCAUUAUCAUCAUUUAGGUGUUUUCUCUCGAUUGAUUCUACUUCUCCAGACGCAUAUAAUAUCUAUACAUACAUACAUCUGUGUAUUUAAGUACACAUACAUAUACAUAUAACAUACAUACAUGUAUUCUUCAUUUAUCAAUUAGGCAUUGAUAACUUAUUG